AUGUUCACACUGAAAGAGACAGCUUCCUCAUCGCUGUCGCUGCCAGCGGACAAUUACAUUUACUCCCUUGUGCCGUCUGCAGCCGGUACCUUUGCCACUAUCUCCUCGGAUGAUUCUCUGCGCGUGUUCGAUGCCGCUAAUCUGGAUCGCGUCGCGGUGGUCUCCUCGAAGGCCCAUGACGGCGGCGUGACUUCACUGCGGAGCUAUGCAGCAGGUGAAUCGCAGCUGCUGGUAACCGGUGGUCGCGAGGGAAGGGUCAAAUUAUGGGAUGUUCGGGCUGGAAAGACCGUCAUGGAGGUAGAAACAACAAGACAUGCACCUGUGCUCUCUAUUGCAUGCAACCCAGAAACCAACACCAUUGUUGCGGGUACAGAGCUCCUUUCGUCACAGGCAGUUGUCGCAUUUUGGGAUAUCAGAUCUCCACAGGCGCCUCGUCUACAAUAUGUGGAGAGUCACAAUGACGAUGUCACGGAGCUUCAAUAUCACCCGACCCGCAACAACAUCUUACUUUCUGGCAGCACGGACGGACUUGUCAACAUCUAUGACACAACCGUGACCGACGAAGAUGACGCCCUGGUGCAAGUCAUCAACCAUGGCUCGGUUCAUCAUGCUGGUUUCUUAUCCGAGAGCACUAUAUUUGCGCUGAGCCACGACGAGCAGUUCUCCAUCCAUCCAGCCACCAACCCUGACGAUCCCGGGCAGGAACCCGAGCCAGUGGAUUUUGAUGAUUUGCGAGAGCCAUUGGGUGUUGAGUACGUGGUGCAGGUCUGCAUGGGUGGGCAAGGACCAUAUAUCGCGGCUGGCAAUAAGAUUGAUAAGCGGCUUGAUUUGGUUCCGCUGGUCUCAAGUCCCAGCUGGAAGUUUGACCAGGAUAAUCUUUGGCGCCUUCCCGGUGCGCAUGGUGAUGAAGUUGUGCGCUCAGUAUACUUGGAUGAACAGAGUCAAUCAGUCUUUACUUGUGGCGAGGAUGGAUUCGUGCGAGUGUGGAAACCCGAUGGAGACGACUCGCAGGCCCAGGCUGGAUCUACCAAGACGUCGCGGAAGGAGAAGAAACCGAAAGAUCGGUUCCGGCCUUAUUGA
Molecule: messenger RNA, 1080 nt
Organism: Penicillium pulvis
Lineage: Eukaryota; Fungi; Ascomycota; Eurotiomycetes; Eurotiales; Aspergillaceae
Product: WD40 repeat domain-containing protein
Exons: 6
Coding region: 1-1080 (359 amino acids)
Molecular function (GO): protein binding
Source: RefSeq, a predicted model, not a curated record